This is a messenger RNA of Aspergillus glaucus CBS 516.65, 429 nucleotides long. Its product is annotated as GFA family protein. Gene Ontology annotation, molecular function: carbon-sulfur lyase activity. NCBI's taxonomy places the organism in Eukaryota, Fungi, Ascomycota, Eurotiomycetes, Eurotiales, Aspergillaceae. The record is from RefSeq and is a predicted model, not a curated record. The transcript has 3 exons. The coding region runs from base 1 to 429 and encodes 142 amino acids.
AUGGCUGUCGGCGGCUGUUUCUGCGGCAAGGUUCAAAUCAAAUAUAAUGGCCAGCCUCUGACGUCGGGACUGUGCCACUGUCUCGAUUGUCGCAAGCUUACCGGGGCACCCUAUACCUACAAUUAUAUCGUCGAAAGUGCAGAACUGGAUAUCUCUGGAAAUCCGAAAGAAGUGGCAAAAACAUCAGAUAGUGGAAAUAAUAUUAGGAAUUAUUUCUGUCCUGACUGUGGCACGCCGCUUUUUGGACGGAAGAUAAAAUCUGACGGAGAUUCUGAUGAGAUUACAAUCAUCCGGGCAGGAAUAUUUGAUGACAUCCGAAUUUUGAAUGAACGCAAACCUGAGGCGGAGAUAUACACUGAUAGACGAUUAAAGUGGGUAAAUCCUGUUGAGGGGGCUGAUCAAUUUAGCGGCAUGUUGUCGCUACCAUAA